AAAAACAACAUAACUUGAAAUUAUGUUUAAAUUUUUAACUAGUGCUGCACUAGUAGUAGUAGUAGUGGCCGUUAAUCUGGCCAACUGUUCCCGUUUGUCGCCAUUGUUCAGCCGUAAUGCUGGUGGUGGUGUUGGUGGUGGUGGCCGUAUAGUUGGUGGACGACCAGCUAAGUUAGGUGAGGCACCCUGGCAGAUAUCGUUGGUCAGUAAGGGCUGGUUCGGGUGGAGUCAUAUAUGCGGCGGUUCGCUGGUCGGCAAGCGGUCAGUUGUAACGGCUGCCCAUUGUGUUGACGGUGCCCAGCCGACUACAUUGCAAGUAAAAUACGGUGGCUUGGAUAGGACCCAACUGGCCGUUACCCAGUUGGUUACUGAAAUCGUAAUGCAUCCCGACUGGGAUACCAGUGCUAUCGACUACGAUUACGCUGUACUAACAUUGGACGGUGAUAUCCAAACAAAUGCGGAUAGCGUACAAACUAUUCAACUCAUAGAUCGGGCACCUGUAUCGGGCGAUGAUAGGGCACAGUUGACCGGCUGGGGUAAUACAGUCGGAGGUACCAGUAGUUCACCGGUUGACCUACAGUAUGCCGAGUUCAGGGUAGUGGAUAGGGAGACAUGUCAACAACAAUGGGACAGUACUUAUCCGGAAUAUGGCCAGAAAAUUACCGAACGUAUUGUUUGUGCCGGUGCUCCGGCAUCAUCGGGUUGUCAUGGUGAUUCUGGCGGACCGUUUGUCAUCGACCAGAAGUUGGCCGGUAUUGUAUCGUUUGGUUCACCUAAAUGUUUACAGGAUACUACUAAAAUAGCAUCUGGCUAUGCUAAUGUAUACGAUCAACUUGAUUGGCUUAAUAGCAAAAUUGUCAAUUAA
Messenger RNA from Oppia nitens, 865 nucleotides. RefSeq names its product trypsin beta-like. Gene Ontology annotation, biological process: proteolysis. Gene Ontology annotation, molecular function: serine-type endopeptidase activity. The record is from RefSeq and is a predicted model, not a curated record. NCBI's taxonomy places the organism in Eukaryota, Metazoa, Arthropoda, Arachnida, Sarcoptiformes, Oppiidae. The transcript has 3 exons. Bases 23 to 865 code for a protein of 280 amino acids.